Molecule: messenger RNA, 6816 nt
Organism: Lindgomyces ingoldianus
Lineage: Eukaryota; Fungi; Ascomycota; Dothideomycetes; Pleosporales; Lindgomycetaceae
Product: ketoacyl-synt-domain-containing protein
Exons: 6
Coding region: 1-6816 (2271 amino acids)
Biological process (GO): fatty acid biosynthetic process; secondary metabolite biosynthetic process
Molecular function (GO): oxidoreductase activity; 3-oxoacyl-[acyl-carrier-protein] synthase activity; phosphopantetheine binding
Source: RefSeq, a predicted model, not a curated record
AUGGAUGAUUCAUCAAGCUGUUCCAUCGACAUCGAAACUUCAUCCGCAACGAGCUACGAGCCCUCACUCUAUGAUAACACCGUUCAGUCUCGCGAUGAUGCCAUUGCUAUCAUCGGUUUUUCGCUCAAACUACCCCAAGAAGCUACAUCGACGGAGGAAUUCUGGGAAAUGAUAUUAGCAGGUCGCAACGCAGCAACCCCAUUUCCAGAAGAUCGAUUGAAUCAUGCGGCAUUUCAUAGCACUGAUCCCGCAAAUAUUGGAACCAUUCGACCCCAACAAGGACAUUUCCUCCGCGAUGAUCUCGCAGAGUUCGAUGCCCCAUUCUUCUCCAUCACUGCCGGUGAAGCCGCAGCUAUGGAUCCACAACAGCGCGGGCUACUGGAGACAACAUACAGAGCUCUAGAAAACGCCGGUAUUCCAAUGGCGAAAGUAAGCAAUACCUCCACAUCAGUCUUCACCGGAUACUUUACUGCAGACUGGGCUUCAAUGAUGGCUAGAGAUCCAGAAAAUGUCCCCAGAUACGCUGCUACCGGGGUGGCGGGAACAAUGCUGUCAAAUCGCAUAAGUUGGUUCUUUAAUACCCAUGGACCGAGCAUGACUAUCGAUACUGCGUGUUCCGCAAGCCUUGUGGCGCUUGAUAUGGCAUGUCAGUCUAUCCGCCAAGGGCAAUCCACGAUGGGUAUUGUGGCGGGAUGUAAUAUGGUAUACUCACUGGACGUUACUGUGGGUCUAUCCAAUCUCGGAUUUCUAUCGGCAGAGGGACGGAGUCGCAGCUUUGACAGUCGUGCUUCUGGGUACGGUCGAGGCGAAGGGUUUGGCGUUGUUAUUAUCAAGCCGUUAUCUGAUGCCUUACGAGAUGGCGACACCAUUCGAGCCUUAAUCCGAUCUACAUCAUCCAACCAGGACGGCCGAACUGGUCUAGCUCAGCCGAGCAUGGAGGCGCAGAAACGGUUGAUCGAGCAAACGUAUCAGCAGGCAAAUUUAGAUAUGUCGCUGACACAAUAUAUUGAAGCACAUGGCACUGGAACCGCCGUUGGAGAUCCACUAGAAGCAAUGGCGAUAGGUUCCGCUUUUCGACGCGGGCAAUCCCCAGAAAAUCCCCUAUAUGUCGGCGCGCUGAAAGCAAAUUUCGGUCACUUGGAGGGAGCAAGCGGCAUAGCAGGGUUGAUCAAGACCGUGUUGAUCCUUGAGCGAGGCGUGAUUCCUCCCAUUGCGGAGUUAGAGGAGCUAAACCCAGAGAUUGACGAUGAGCUGUUGAACCUAAGAUUUCCGAAGAAACUAACCGCAUGGCCUACACGAGGACUUAGGCGGGCGUCAGUCAACUCAUUCGGUUUUGGUGGAACCAAUUCUCAUGCUGUGCUUGACGAUGCCUUCCAUUACCUGCUUUCACAAGGCUUAGAAGGUAAUCAUUGCACUAUCGAACGACCUUUGGAUGGAGAUGAGAAACUCCAGGAGUGUCUCAUUUCGAAGUCCAUGCUAACUCCUAACAUGGAGUGGAACCAGCCUCAACGACCUAGAAUCUUCGUAUGGUCCGCUGGGGAUGAAGACGGGAUUUCUAGAACGGCAAAAAAUUUUACCACUCACUUCAAUACACUCAAGUUGAACCCCGGAUCCUCUGCAUCAUACGUUGAAGCUUUAGCAUAUUCGCUAACUGCACGACGAAGCUUGCUGCAAUGGAGGUCUUUCGUUGUAGCGGACUCUCUGAGCGAACUCUCUUCGAUUGAGUCUUCGAAAUCACGCCCCGUUAAGGUCCGCAGCACAGAACCAAAGCUCGGUUUUAUUUUCACAGGCCAAGGCGCGCAAUGGUCUGGCAUGGGGAGAGAACUGAUGACCUUUCCUAUCUUCCGGGAUAGCCUAUAUGAUGCAGAUUCAUACCUCGUUAGGCUAGGUAGCAGAUAUCGUCUCGCUGGUGAUUUUAUUGCGCAGGUUGAUAACAGCUCAAAGAUUAACGACGCUACUAUAUCCCAGCCGGUCUGCACUAUUCUUCAAGUUGCCCUCGUCGACUUAAUGCGUUCCUUCAGCAUCCUUCCUUCGUGUGUUGUAGGGCAUUCAUCUGGUGAGAUUGCUGCAGCAUAUGCUACUGGGGCUAUAUCACGGGAAUCUGCUUGGAGGCUAGCUUACUACCGUGGCGUAGUAUCUGGUAGUCUAGCAGGUCACGAAGCAUGCGGAUCAAUGAUAUCGGUCGGUCUUUCUGAGAUUUCAGUCAAACCGUAUAUCAAUACUAUCCAAGAUCGUUUCUCCAAUGGAUAUUUGUCGAUCGCAUGCACAAACAGUCCAAAGAAUGUUACGAUAUCCGGCAGUACGCCCCUGGUCGAAGCGUUAAAGGAACUCUUGGACAUCGACAACGUUUUUUCCCGUGUAUUGUCCGUCCCGGUAGCGUAUCAUAGUCAGCAGAUGAACGCUGUAGCCGCACAAUACCUCGAGUGCAUCCAAGGUCUUGAAACUGGAGAUUUGUAUACUCAAGAGAAAGUAAAGAUGGUUUCUUCUGUAACGGGUCAACUGAUUUCGCCCGAAGACCUUCUCCGGAGCCAGUAUUGGGUUGACAACAUGGUCUCGACAGUGAAGUUUUCGCAAGCAAUCAAAAUCGUAUGUUCACAUGUAGGUAAAUCCACUCGGAAGAAGCUUGACCGGAGCCACCGAACCGUCGCAACAGUUGACGAGCUAGUCGAGAUCGGUCCCCAUGGGGCAUUGCGAGGCCCAAUUCGGGAAAUCCUAACAACGUUAAGCAAUGGUAAUAAAGUCGGGUAUUGUUCUGCGCUAGCCCGAGGAAAGCCCGCAAUCAAUACAAUCCUGGAACUUGCCGGUCAUUUACACUGCCUUGGAUACCCGGUUGAUCUCUUACUUGCUAACCAGCUCUAUCUCAGCCCCAAAUCAACACCAGCGCUCCUUGCAGACCUACCAGAAUACCCUUUCAACCAUUCACAGAAAUACUGGCUAGAACCCAAAAUGAGCAAGGAACUCAGACUAAGAUCUCAUGGUCGCAAUCCGCUUUUGGGUACUCCAUCAAGCAAUUGGAACCCUCUAGAUGCUUGUUGGAAUCACUCUAUAAAAGUAUCUGAUCCGGCAUGGGUGAAAGAUCACGAGAUUAAUGGAGUUGUUUUAUAUCCUGGUGCAGGCUUGUUGGUGAUGGCCUUGGAGGCUAUGGCUCAGACCUCGGGUGAUGCAGAAGUGACAGCCUAUGACUUCAAAGAUGUCAUAUUUCAUACUCCUCUGGUCAUCCCCACAGAAAAUGAAGGGAUAAAGACCCAACUUCAUUUGCGACCAUUGCGAGAUUCUUCCAACAAGCGUAUUUCGUGGUCAGAAUUCUGCAUCUAUGCCUGUCAGGACGGAACAUGGGAAGAAUGUUGUCGUGGCACCAUCCAAGCGAUACGGGACGAAGGUGGGACGACGGAGGUGGACAGUGGACACCAAACGAAACGGUGGCAUCAAGAUGCGCUAAAGAGACUUGAUUCUGCUGCACUCUCUUGUACUAAAAGCGCCAGCCGACCACGAUUCUACUCCCGAUUGUAUGGCCUCGGCUAUCAUUACGGGGAAAACUUUCAGAGAUUAGAAAAAGUAUAUCACAAUGGUCGAGGCCAAUCACUUGGCUAUAUUGAUAUCUUCCAGAAAAGCGAUGCAGCCUCACACGGUGCGAGCAUCAUCCAUCCUGCAGCUCUUGAUUGUUUUCUUCAAAUGAUGCUUCCGGGCAGUGUUCUGGGAAGUAACACAACCCGGACAACUAUGGUUCCUACCCGAAUUGGGAGACUUUGGAUAUCUGCAGCAGAUCUAGCGCCUCAACAAAGCGAAAUUCUUCAAGCCUAUGCCCAGAUCGAGGAAAGGAAGAUUCGGUCUACCAAAUCCUCGAUAUUUGCCAUUAGUAAGAGGAACAAAGAGAUCAAGAUACAUGCUGAGGGUAUCGAGGCGACUUCCGUGCCUGACGGUGGCCCUCAACCUGGCUACGAUUCGCAGGCUUCUACUAAGCUAUUGUGCUGGAACAAAGUAUAUAGGCCAGACGUUAGCCUUCUCUCUUAUGAUGGCACGACAGUGAUUCCAAAGGCAUCCAAGACAAUUACACCUCCUAGUCAGAUUUGUUCUAGUAUCGUAAUUACUGGCGGCGAAUCCAAAGGAUUUUCUUUGGAAUUGAUAAAGCUAGUAAUCAGACAGCUGAAAGAGUUAGGAUCUCCGAAAGUCAACGUGGGGUCAUUCGAAGAUAUGGCUCACCACGAUGACCUCUCUGGCGAACUUGUAGUGGUCCUGGACUUGUCUGAUCAACCAAUUCUUCAAAGACUAGAUUCUGUGAGCUACCCAGCAUUCCAUUCCACACUUUGUGCAACCAGGAACAUCCUAUGGCUUACUGGUGGGGGUGGUAUUUUAUCAACAAGUCCAGGUUUCAGUACUGUGCUUGGUCUAUCAAGAACGCUCCGUAUGGAGUAUGGGGAUAUGCUUUUCACAUCACUUCAGCUGGAAAGUACGACUCAGAUGACCAAGAAACGAGAACAUAUUAUCGGAUCAGUUCUGCGACAAGCUCUAAUGAAGACUUUGUCAGACCACCAUGAAUCUGAAUAUGUUGAGGUGAGAGGGGGACUCUGUAUCCCGCGUGUUGAAGAGUGCGACGAGCUCAACGCAAAGGUAUCAGAGUUCACAUCGAAGGGGACAUCAAUGAUGAUCCCAUAUAGUCAUGAAAAUCUUCGACUGACAAUCCGCACGCCUGGUCUGCUGGAUACCCUGGUUUUUCUCCAAGAUAAGACCGAUCUCCAAUAUCUUGCUCCUGACGAGGUGAUCAUACGGGUUAAAGCCAUCGGCGUAAAUUUCAAGGAUUGCCUAGUCGCAUUAGGGAGGGUGCCAGAUGAGACCUUUGGGACCGAGUGUGCUGGAGUUGUCGAGCAAGUUGGAAUGCAGAGCAGCCUAAGAGUAGGAGACCGUGUUGCCGUAAGCGUUCUGGAUACAUUCAAGACCUUCGUAAAGUCCAAGGAUGUCUUAGCCGUAUCCAUACCUGACAGCAUGACAUUCGCAGAGGCUGCUGGGAUCUCAACCAACUUUAGCACCGCCUAUUACGCUUUGGUCAACGUUGCACGCCUGUCUCCGAGAGAGAAGGUUCUUAUUCACUCAGGAGCUGGCGGUACUGGCCAAGCGGCAAUCCAAAUAGCCCAGCAUGUGGGGGCGGAGGUUUUUGUUACGGUUGGGUCCGAGAAGAAGAAAAACUUCUUAAUUGAUCUCUACGGCAUUCCUGCAGACCAUAUACUAUACAGCAGGGAUUUAUCCUUCGCUCAAGGAAUUAUGCGUCUCACUGAUUCUCGGGGGGUGGAUGUAGUCCUUAAUUCGCUCGCAGGUGAAGGUUUAGUUGCAUCGUGGGAAUGCAUUGCACCAUACGGAAGAUUUUUGGAAAUUGGGAACAAGGAUAUCUACUCCCACGGAAAGCUUCCAAUGUUCCAAUUCGCUAAGAACGUUUCUUUUAGUGCCAUAGAUAUGGCAGCAAUGAUCAAAGACAGGCCAGCUGUAAUUGGAGAUGUGGUUCGCAAGGUGGUCGAACUGAUGGCUAGGAACGAACUUCACCCACAGUUCCCACUGAAGACAUUUCAGAUAUCAGAAGUUGAACAAGGACUACGGUACCUUCAGAGUGGCAAGCAUGUCGGUAAAGUGGUGGUAGAAGUUAACCCACAUGUUGAAGUACCGGCAUUCGUCCGGCCAAAACUGACAUGGAGAUUUGACCCGGAAGCAGUUUACCUAAUUGCUGGUGGGUUGGGUGGGCAAGGUCGAAGUAUUGCCAGGUGGAUGGUUGAAAGAGGCGCAAAGCAUUUGAUGCUUUUGUCUCGGUUUGGCCCACGCAAUGGUGCUGCUCGCGCUUUCGUACAUGAAAUGCGGGAAGUUGGAAUAGACAUCCAGAUACCUUCAUGUGACAUCACGGACGCUGGAGCUCUUAAGGCGGUUCUUAUGCAAGGCACAAGCGUGAUGCGCCAAAUUAAGGGCUGUAUACAGUCUAGUAUGGUCUUAAGUGAUAGCUUGUUUGAGGACAUGAGUGCAGAACAAUGGACAGCGGCCACCUCUCCUAAGAUCGCUGGAUCUUGGAACUUGCAUCAACAGCUGCCUCGGGGCCUUGACUUCUUCAUCCUUUUAUCAUCUGUAGGUGGAAUCAUUGGGUCGACAGGACAAUCCAACUAUAAUGCAGGCAACUCGUUCCAAGAUGCUCUCGCGCAAUAUCGGAUAUCUUGUGGCGAGAAGGCAGUGGCCCUGGACCUCGCCGUCAUGGCGAAUGAAGGGUUCCUUGCAGAAAACGACCACAUCAUGGACCAAUAUAUCCGGGCGAAACAAAUUCUUUCCAUGUCUCAAGAGGACCUGUUUGCCAUACUUGACUAUUUCUGUAACCCUGCUCUACCCCUCGAUCGCUGCCAGAGUCAAGUAGUGAUGGGAUUGGAGCUACCUGCAAACGUUCAGGCUAGAGGUGAUGAGGAACCCGCAUGGAUGAAUCAGUCACUGUUCAAGCCAUUAAGAUCUUUUACAGCAAGCGAACCUAGCGUCGAAAAAGGAGUGCGCGUAGGAAUAGGCAACGAAGUUAAAGAGCUGCUCAACUCAGCCCACUCGCUGAUCGAAAAAGCAGAAAUCAUCAAGAAUACGAUAGUAGAAAAGCUCUCACGAUUACUUUCAAUGGCAGUUGAAGAAAUGGACGCUGAGAAGCCUAUCCAUCAUUUUGGAGUAGAUUCUCUUAUCUCAGUAGAGCUUCGGAAUUGGUUCCUGAAAGUAUUCAAUACGGAUAUCGCAGUUUUCGAAAUCAUGGGAGGUGCUUCUGCUAUAUCAUUAGGGAAGGUGGUGGCAGAAAAGUUAAGUACUAGUAGGCGCUAA